Jatropha curcas is the source of this 2584-nucleotide messenger RNA. Its product is annotated as phytyl ester synthase 2, chloroplastic. Gene Ontology annotation, cellular component: membrane. The record is from RefSeq and is a predicted model, not a curated record. NCBI's taxonomy places the organism in Eukaryota, Viridiplantae, Streptophyta, Magnoliopsida, Malpighiales, Euphorbiaceae.
GUUUUGUUUGUUUUGAACCAAACGGCCUUUAAAUCUCUCAAGACCGCCAUUCUCAGAAACAGACAUAUUGGUAAACAGAACAUGGCGGCCACAGGAGCAUGUUUUUUCCCCGCCGGAUUUUCCCCGCCGGUGGUUCGUUCUUGCAUGACGACAUCAUCGUCACCCGGUAAAGUGGAACCAAAACCGGUUCCAAAUCAGAGUCGGGGAUUUACAGUUUCUACAGAACAAAUAUCAACCGGAACGAAAACUGCGAAGGCGAAGACGACGAGUUUCACAAACAAUGCAAGGACGGAGAUGGAACGGUUAGAAGAAGAAAGAGAAAAAAUAAAAGAGAAGAAAAAUCCAUUCAUUUGGGAGUUAGCGGAAGCGGAAAUAAAGAGUAGAAAGAGCUUGAAGGAUUAUUUUGAGGAGUCGAAGGAUUUGAUCAGAUCGGACAGCGGUCCACCACGGUGGUUGUCUCCGUUGGAGUGUGGAUCGCGCUUGGACAAGUCUCCUCUCCUCCUCUAUUUACCCGGGAUUGAUGGGGUUGGGCUAGGCCUUGUUAGACAACAUCAGAGUCUUGGAAAGCUUUUCGACAUAUGGUGCUUGCAUAUUCCAGUCAAGGAUAGAACACCAUUUACAGACUUGUUGAAGCUGGUUGAACAAACAGUUAAAUCGGAACAUCAAUCUUCACCUCACAGACCAAUAUAUCUUGUUGGGGAAUCUCUGGGAGCAUGCCUCGCACUUGCUGUUGCAGCUCUUAACCCUGACAUUGAUCUUGUACUCAUUUUGGCUAAUCCAGGAACAUCUUUUAAGAAGUCGCAGCUGGCACUUCUAAUACCUUUAUUGACAGUCAUGCCUGAUGAACUACAUCUUUGCCUUCCUUAUUUGCUGAGCUUGAUGACAGGUGACCCUUUGAAGGCAGUGAUGGAUAAUGUGAUGAAGAGAGUUCCUCUACAACAGUUGUUUGGAGAGCUGUUUCAGGAUGUCACCGCAGCAUCAUCUUACCUAUCUGUCCUGAGUGAUAUGUUUCCAAAAGAAACAAUUCUGUGGAAGCUAAAUCUGCUUCAAUCAGCUUCAGAAUUUGCUAAUUCACGCCUCCAUGCUGUAAAUGCUCAAACACUGAUACUCUCCAGUGGAUAUGACAAGUUACUACCAAGUAAAGAGGAAGGUGAAAGACUUCAUCAAGUGCUGCCGAAAUGUGAGAUACGUUGGUUUGAUGAUAGUGGACAUUUUCUCUUCUUGGAAGAUGAAUUUGAUAUAGGGACUGUUAUCAAGGGUACUAAUUUCUAUCGUCGAGGAGCAUACCAUGACUACAUUUCAGAUUUCAUACGACCAUCCCCUGCUGAAUUCAAAAAAAUAUAUGAAUCAAACAGGUGGAUAUGGGAUGUUGUGAGCCCUGUGAUGCUCUCAACAUCUGAAGAUGGAGAGAUAGUCCGGGGUUUUGGAGGAAUUCCUUCAGAAGGUCCAGUGUUGUUCAUUGGCUAUCACAUGUUACUGGGAUUUGAAUUAUCUCCAAUGAUUUCCCAACUUGUUUAUGAAAGAAAUAUUCUUUUGAGAGGGAUAGCACAUCCAUCGAUGUUUACGAGAUUGAAAGAAGGACGGUUACCUCCAAUUUCACAAUUUGACAUAUUCAGACUUAUGGGUGCAGUUCCUGUUUCAGGAAACCUUCUCUAUAAACUUUUGUCUUCAAAGGCUCAUGUAUUGUUGUACCCAGGAGGUGUUCGCGAGGCCUGUCAUCGUAAGGGUGAGGAAUACAAAUUAUUCUGGCCGGAACAGUCUGAAUUUGUCAGGAUGGCAGCUCGGUUUGGAGCCAAAAUUGUGCCAUUUGGUGUUGUUGGAGAAGAUGAUUUUUUUGAAGUAUUUUUUGACUAUGAUGACCAAAUGAAGGUUCCUUUGCUUAGGGAUUACAUAAAAGACAUAGCAGAGCAGGCUAAGAGUGUGAGGACUGAAGUACAUGGUGAAGCAGGAAACCAAGAUAUGCACCUUCCAGGAGUUCUACCAAAAUUUCCAGGAAGAUUCUAUUAUUACUUUGGGAAACCAAUUGAAACAGAAGGAAGGAGAGAAGAAUUAAAAGAUAAAAAGAAAGCUCAAGAAUUGUACUUACAAGUGAAGACUGAAGUGGAGGAAUGCCUUGCUUUUUUGAAGGAGAGAAGAAAAAGUGAUCCUUACCGGAAUAUAGUUGCUCGUAUGGUUUACCAGGCCAAUCAUGGAUACUCUUCUGAGAUUCCAACGUUUGAGCUUUGAUUGUUCUGCACAAUGAAGAUUUUGAUUAUUUUCUGUAGUUCUCAAAUAAUUAAGCUUCGAAGAAGAAAAAGAGAAGUUCGGUUCACUUCAAGGCAGCACAGAGCAGAAAAAAAAAAUCUGAUUCUCGAGUAGAUGGUAGUUCUAAAAUAAAUGCCGUUUGGGGCUUCAGCUGUGUUACUGUAUAUGGUGAUUUUACAUUUGGCUAGUUCCGGCAAAGUUGAUCAUUAGGAAUAUGUAAUAUUUAUAUUUCUGUAAAUGUAACAUUUUAUUAUGUAUCAAUCAAUAUCAAAUUGCCUGUACAAUGUGGCUUGAUUUAUUCACGCCACUACAAAAUUCAUUUGAUUACUUUGUCCUGUAA